This is a messenger RNA of Diospyros lotus (date-plum), 925 nucleotides long. Its product is annotated as CASP-like protein 1. Lineage: Eukaryota; Viridiplantae; Streptophyta; Magnoliopsida; Ericales; Ebenaceae. The coding region runs from base 104 to 748 and encodes 214 amino acids. The transcript has 3 exons. The record is from RefSeq and is a predicted model, not a curated record.
GAUAGAUAGACAGACGAACAGACUGAUUAGAUUGUAAAGUUCUCAACGUGUCCUUCAACUUUACAUUCAAAGCGAACAAGGUUUCGGCCGGUUUUCCAAUUCCAUGGCAUCUACAGAUAAGCCUGCGCCAGAGCCUGAGAAGGCUGCUCCUCCGCCGGACGCCCCACCGGCGCCAGAACCCGAAAAGGCUGUUCCCCCUCCCGGGGCCCCUGCCCCUCCCCCGGACUACCUGGUGGUGGCAGAUGUGGUUCUGAGGGUGUUGCUCUUUGCGGCGGCGUUAACGGCGGUGGUGGUGAUGGUCUCCGCCAAGCAAACGGUAUUUGUCCCGCUGACGAGUAGUUCUCCCUUCCUGCUGGUGCCCCUCAAGGCGAAGUUCCGUCAUUCUCCGGCCUUCGUAUACUUUGUAGCUGCACUCUCAGUGGCUGGCCUCUACAGCAUCAUCACUAUAGCAAUAUCCUUCUUAGCACUCUUGAAGCCAAGUUCCUCUACGAAGUUGUUGGCCCAUUUUGUGAUUUUCGAUGUGCUCAUUCUGGGGAUUGUAGCGGCUGCAACAGGAGCUGCAGCGGCGGUGGCUUACAUUGGAUUAAAAGGGAACUCUCAUGUGGGGUGGACCAAGGUCUGUAAUGUGUAUGACAAGUUCUGCCGACACAUUGCAGGCUCGAUUUCGGUCUCGCUUUUCGCCUCCAUCGUCCUGGUGCUGCUGGUCAUACUCUCUGCUUACUCCCUCUCCAAGAAGAUUCCCAAGUAGAAUCCCUCAAUCUCCAUGCCAUGCAGAAAUUUGAAUCUAUGUUGUUUCACUUGUGUAUGUGUACUUCUUGUUGAUGUGCAAUGGUUGGAACCAAAUUUGGCUUUGUAAUAUUUCUGUGGAUAUUCAAUGGUUCAGAUGUGCAGGUUGAACGUCAAGAGUAUAUUUGAUUUGAUAAAA